Coregonus sp. 'balchen' is the source of this 16280-nucleotide messenger RNA. Lineage: Eukaryota; Metazoa; Chordata; Actinopteri; Salmoniformes; Salmonidae. The record is from the annotation of a GenBank genome assembly.
UGUUGGCAUCAUGUCAGACAAAAGCGAGCUAAAAGCGGAGCUUGAAAGGAAGAAGCAACGCCUGGCUCAGAUCAGGGAGGAGAAAAAAAGGAAGGAAGAUGAGCGCAAAAAAAAAGAGGUUAGUACAUGCUUAUAGGGACUUUAAUUACCCCCUGAACUAGACCUACCAAAAUGGCAGUGCACAUUCUGCUCAAAGUCUCUGAGUAUGCGUAUUUGACAUCAGAGUGGAAAGAGGAACAAUAGCUUUGAUUCCAUGAAAAAUGUACAGAUUCUACAGCUAGACUAAUUGUUUUAUUAAACUAGCCUAAGAUAGACUAUCAGACUCGAAUGCUCCAUCAAACCCUCUAUUCAUCAUGUUUACAGCCAGGUACUAACCGUGUAUCUGCCCUGCUUCUCUCCCAGGCUGACCUGAAGAAAGAUGCCACCCCAAUGGAUGACUCAGACUUGGAGAAAAAGAGACGUGAGACAGAUGCCCUUCUGCAGAGCAUGGGCAUCACAUCAGCUGAUGUUCCUGUUGGUAAGACACCAUGUACCACCAGUAUUAGAGGUUUUACAAAUCUCUGUACAUUAGCUUUUUACAAGAAAGUGUAUUGGGCCUCUAGUGUAGUGACUCUUGACAUGCAUUUUUCUAAACCAAGAUUUAUGUGAGUCCUCUGUAGCUCAACUGGUAGAGCACGGCGCUUGAAACGCCAAGGUAGUGGGUUCGAGCCCCGGGACCACCCAUACACAAAAAUGUAUGCAUGCAUGACUGUAAGUCGCUUUGGAUAAAAGCGUCUGCUAAAUGGCAUAUUAUUAUAUUAUUAUUAUUAUGUGAGAGAACAUUGUCACCACGCUAACAGAAGGGGGCAGAAGUGGUCCAUAGUAGAUUAAUUAAUGUUGCCUUAUGGCUGGCUAGGCCUGUCAGUGUGUAAACCAGAAGCUUUGUGAUAGAAAAGUAGGGAACUGAUGUUAUGAAUUAAUCCGAAAAUUUAAUUAAAUAAAUCUAAGGCUUGCCAAGGUUCCUUAGACUCGAAAUGUGAAUAGCUUAAAAAAUAUGACAGUGACAUGAUUAAAUACUUGUUUUGUAUUUUUGAAUUUGACAACACACCCUCGAAUUUUGCCUCAAUUUCUCUAACAUGUCUCAUCCAUUUACUUUUGGUAUGCUGAUGUGUGAUUAGUUGUUUGUAAUACUAUUGAUAUUUGUCUUACUGUUGAAUUUUCACUUGCAUUUUCACAGUGUAUGGCAUGAAAUAUAACAAUUUGUCUUUGUCUUUUCUCUCUUGUGCUGCUCAUACCCACUCCUUAUUUGCGUUUUUGCAUGCCACAUUAACAUAUAUAUAUUUUUACCACUGCUGGUACCCCAACACUACAUACUUUUGCACCAUUGUGACCAGUCCAGCUUCUGCGCGUAGUAACAGAGGAUACCUGUCUGUUUCACUAUCUAGUCCCUCCUCCCAUGUCUCCAACCUGCAAAUCCGUGGGCACACCAAGCGAGGCAGGGAGCCAAGACUCAGGCGAUGGCGCCGUGGGACCCAGGUACAACCCCCCCCCGUUUAAUGUUUUAAUGAGAAAAUGCUUUAAUUUCUCUCUGCAAAGAGCCUUCAUCCUCUAAGCACAGUGCAGCGUCGCUGUAAUUUAGGUUGUGAUGCAUGCAAGGGCUUUUAAUCGCAGGAAUGAAUGAGGGACUGUCUCUCCUAAUGUCUGUGUCAUUUUGAAGGAUUUGUGUAUCACAGGUUUGAGCAGGUCUCUUCCCUAUAAAUCCAUGUCACAGCUGGAACAGUAAUCGCGUAUCUAGGUUUUUAGUAAGAUAUUGCCAAUGUUCUUACAAUUAAAUUGAAACUAUCGUUGAAUUAGUUUUGACUAAAUUGACACGUGCUUAUGUAACCUUUUGCCUUGUAAACUAUGCCCAUAAACAUGUACAGUUUUGAAAACACAGUACGGGUGUUAUUUUCUUCUCAAAGUAACACACAAAUGCCCAACAACAACACUUUGCCAUGGUUUUGCAUACAUUUUAAAACCUUGCAUGGCGCACUUGUAAAAGUCAACUAGUUUUUGUAGAGCAAGAGAUUCCACAUUGUUCUAGAUUGAUGUAGCACAACACAGGGUAAGCUGAUGCUUUUAAGAGUGUACAUUAACAAUAUCCCAUCUGAAGCAUGGUGUUGCAUCAUGGUAUAUACAGUACCAUUAAAGAGAACGAUGACUAGCUUAUGCUAAGAGUGCAUGUUUAUUUUGUUUGUGUGCUGUUGCAUUAUGAUGGUCCUAAAUGGACAAUAAAACAGCAGGGCUGGGGGACUUCUUAACCCCUAAUUAGAGCCCCGGUCCCCCUGUUGAAACUCUAGAUCACCCAGAGUCCCAUCAGGCCCAGGGAGCUCUUCCUCCACCCCAAGGCCCUACGUGUUGACUCGUUUCCCUCAGCAGCAUGGCCAUUUCCUACACACAUGGAGGUCAUGUUUUCCCCCGCAGGGCGCUCCUUCACAUGGGAGUUCAAGCCGUUCGUGUGACACAGUUCAGGCCUCAACAGCCCCUCAGGCUGCCUCAUUACACCCAGUGUCAUCACACACUCAGGACCUGUGUCCACGCAUUUUAAACAGAUACUGUCCUUGUUUUUUCUAUUUGAGUUUUUUUCUAUAGAAGUGCCUACUAGAGGGUUGUUGUGGUAACCUCGUUUUCCCACCCUCUUACGUAAAAUUCACGCAGUGUUUCUGAAAUGAAUGUAGUGAAUUGAACACAAGUUUGCUUUGUUACCUGUGUUUUUCAGUGUGGGCAUGUUGAGUGUAUAUGUUCUAACUUGUAUCCUCUCUUGGUUUAUGCCUGCUUUCUCUCACUAAUGCUGCCUUGUUGCUGUGACACUAACCAGGACUCUCCACUGGGACUCUGACCCGUCCACGCUUCAGCUUCACUCUGACUCUGAGCUGCGGUAUUGGACGCUACCUUCUUUUCAACCUCUAGUGUUGUUGCUCUUCUUUACCCUCUCAAAGCCAUCAUUUUAUAUCAGAAAGAAAGUGUGUGUCUUGGUGGCAUCUUUCUUUGACCUACAUACACGUUGUUAUCCUUCUUUUCCUUCUCCAUUAAUAAGUGAUUAUCAGAAGACAAAAUCCCCCAACUGUCUUAAAGGCAACUUCAGCUUUGAGGUGCUAAUGAAAAGAUGGCAAUGUGAUAAUACUGUUGUGUGCUUUGUCUGGGCUGGCCAGGUUCAUGUUAUUAUUUCAGCUCUCCUUGGCCCUUCCAUGUGUCUGAAGAUGUGCUCUGUUUUUAGGCGUGGACCUCUGAAGCUGGGCAUGGCCAAGAUCACCCAUGUUGACUUCCCUCCAAAAGAGACGGUGUCGUACACCAAGGAGACCCAGACACCUGUUAUGACCCAGCUGAAGGAAGGUGAGAUGCCUGACUCAACUACUCUAGGCACUUCUAGGAGUUGAUAUUUUCUGCACAACUAAAGCAGUGUGUGUGUGUGUGAUGUGGCCGGCCGGCUGGCUGGCCUGUGUGAUCGUACGAGUGGGAGCAGGAAGUGAACACAGAGUGUAAAUGAUCUGGCCUUACCGAGCACAGAGAUGAAAGCCGGGGGAAAUUGCAGGGGCCCCGGGAAACAUAAGAAACCAAAGGAAAGAUUAAAUUCACACACAUAGGCCCACUCCUCUCAAAACCCCCAUCCUCAAACCAAUAGGGCACUGCUACAAUGAAUGUGGAGGUUGAGAGGGCCAGGGCGAAUAAGGAAGAAAGGCAGUAGAUUGGCUAGAUAUGAAGCGCCCUGUGCAUGCUUGGUUAAUGUAUCUGAAGCAUGUCAAUAUGUAUGGUAUUGUUGCACACCAGCUCAUGUGGUUGUCUGUGUAUCUUUAAAAAAACCAUAUUUGCCCGUAAAGUCCACAUGUGCAAUAUUGUGAUUACGCCCCUGGUUUUUCUGUGCUAAGAUGCAGUUCAAGCAGUGUCUCUCGGGCUGAAACCCAUCUCGGUUGUUUACACUGCUUUAUCAACAGGACAUGUCAGAGACUACCCUACUCCUAUAAAGAGGGCAAUGUAACCUUGCUGUUUUUGAUUUAUUUACACAGUGAGGGAUUUUAAAGAGUUUCCUGAUUUCUGCUUGAGGACUUGUGUUCGUAGAUGUUUGGGUUGAUGAACAAAAGGUUUAUUCCCUGCUCGGGCUAGUUGUCUUUGUGCUUGAGAAGCAACUACUCUAAGUUCCACCUUCACACUUCAAACUGCAUAGAAUCAACUUAGUUCCGUAUCAUAUCAAUCUCCCGUGGAAACUAACCAGAUGACUUGUGGUGAUUUGUCAUUGAGGAUUGUGAAUUGCCUGCAGUCUGGCUCUGAACAAGUUGUGUGACUCUGUGGGAAAAAAACACAACCAGACCCAACGAAGAGUAGAACUCUCUCUCUAAGGCAUUGUACCACUGUGUUAAACAAGGAGGGUUUCUGCCGGCUGUUCAACACUAGACCCCCUCCACUCUCUCUGCCACUCUGUAAUCAUUUCAUCAACACUCUCACUUCCCUAUCUUUUCCCUUCACCCAAUAGGCACAUAACAAAACACACUCAGUGACAUUGUGAGUUUUCGCGCCAUCACUCCUGGCACUUGGUGAGGCGGCGUCUCCUCGCCUGUUCGCACCCUUCUGUGCAUAUUCGAUGUAGGGGGUGGAGUCGGGCGCGUGCACUGAUUGAGCUAUUCAUCAUGUUGUCAAGAGGAGGCGACGGCACGGUACACAAGGUCAGCGGGCGUUGGCAUUGGAGGGAGGUGAUGCCGUGCCAUGCUACACAGAGAGAGGGGGGGGAGAGAGAGAUCCCAAAUGGUCCCCAUAGAUGACCCACCCCUCUCCAAAAAAGGCACAAAAAGCUGAUUAGUGGUGUAGGGUCUCCCAUCCUCUAGACCACAGGUUUUCAAGCCUCUCCUCGGGGACCCCCAGCCGUUCCAUGUAUUUGAACUAGUCCACAGCUAUCACACCUGAUUUAACUUGUCAACUAAUCAUCAAGCACUUGAAUAGGUGAAUCAGGUGAAAUAGUUCAGGGCUACAACUAAAUUGUGAAAUGUCUAGGGGUCCCAGGGCAGAGGUUUGAAAGCCACUGCUCUAGACUGCCUCUAAUAUAGGCUACUAGGAGUCCUGUGUAGACACAAAUGUAGUGACCUGGUGGGAAAAAUCUAUUAGAUUGAAAACUUUCCCCAUAAAUCUUAGGCCCAACAAUAUUUAUAAAAGUCAUACUCAUUGUUUUUUUGGGAUGAUUGUAAUUCCCAUUCCAGGUCAUGCAAGGAAAAGCAGUGAAUCAGGCCCACAGUGUGUAGAAAUCAAAUGUAGUGGUAGGCUAUAUGAAGAACAUUAGCGUGUUCAGGCUACAGCAGUAGACUUUAUGCAACGUCAAUAAGUGCUGCUUAGCAAGAGGUUAUAAUUAUGGAACAAAUAUAUAGGGUAAUUCAUUGAGUGGUCUGCCUGGAACUCCUGUUUUAAAAAUGCUUCAGGCAAUACAAGAGAGAGCAUUUGAGUACAUUUGAAAUAUGAUUAAUUUCAAUUGUUUUAAUCACUUGGAAUUCAAGGGAAGGCCAUAACUUUUAAUCACUGAAGGAACUCAACAGCCUCUUGUUUGAAGUGGCACUCUUAGAACAUUGUCACCUUUCAUACGCUUGGCACUUGAUGAUUAGUACCCCUUAACUGACUGUAUUGUUGAAUAAAAUGUAAGGCUACCAUUUUUAACUACAGUUUCAGCAUGCUCAUAUCAAUUCUAGUAGAGUUUAUUCAAAGAUCUGAAUGUGAAAAAAUAACCAGAAAGAAAGAUUUAUAGGGUCGAUUUUUUUGUUGUUGUUGCUGAAUCACAUCUUCACAGAAAGGUAUUUUUUGUGUCUCAAUCGUCUGUUUGUUGAGAGAGAAAGAGAGCCUAUAUAGAGGGAUAGAGAGACAGAGGUAACCAGUGCUCCAAGUGUGUAAACUCAACAAAAGCCUCUCAUUUCACAGCUGACUGAACCCUGAUUAACCUGCUCAUCAGAAUAGCAGUAGGGUGACUGCUGAAAUCUCCUGUGUUGUGUUGUCCCUUUAGUAAAUCCGUAUCUGACACUUAAAGAAAAUGUGAUGCAGGCCUAUGCUAUGCACGUAAACAUAUUUUGGCACUUGACCUGCUUCUGAUAGUAGCAAAAUACAUUUGGGGCAUUGAGAUGUCAAAUUAUCUUGCCAUUCAUUUUAGCUGGCAAAUGCAAUAAAUAGGAUAACAGAAUUAAAAGGAAUCUUCUCAUAUGUGAUUUGUGAACAGUUGUUAUGAGUAAUGCUGUUUACUUUAGACUUGAAAGGGAAGGGCAUUUUCAUUUACAGAUUGAAAACUAGCAGUGAAUUGAAUGACGCCAAGGCGUGUUCUGUGUUUAGCACUAAGUGGGCUCUCUCUCUACUGACAGACCGUGUGCUGUCUCCGCAUCUCAUCUAGAAAGAUCAGCCGAUGGAAGCUGAGGUUUGUGGAACAGCCUUUAGUAAACUGACAUGUGGAAGUCAGAUUUGUGUUGUCCAUCCUUUGGCUGUGGACGAGAGGAACACACCUGCAGUGGGGAGUAAAGGUCAUUAGUUUUGUACUUGAACAACACAGUGGGCCCACGUGGCGUUUGCAUUAAUAUAGUGUCUAUUGACAAAGACCUGUGAUUACACCUCCCUCCCUCGGCACCACUCCCCCAAAAAGCUUUUAUUUCUUAAGUGGUACAAAAGCCAUAAUUGGGCCUGCUUUGAGGGGAGGUGUCAGUGUGCAGGACAUGGUUGAUCCGUGUUGAAUUCUGUUAAAUGUUUCCCCCCACCCCUGAUUCUGUCCUCCACCCCCACCCACCUACCCCCCGUUACCCCAGCGGGGUCACCAGGAUCACUAGAUUUUCUCCAAAUGGCUAUUUUGGCUGGCAGGUGCAUUAUACCCUUUAUUUUCAGAUUGUCUUUCCGCUCCUAAUGCCUGGCAGGUUGAUUGCUCUGCCUGCCUCGCCGUGGAAACGGCUGACAAGCGCGGCCGGGCCCAGCUGAAAGACAGUGAUUACUGUUUUCCUUUAAGCUUGAUUGAGGCCCUUGAAAGGAAAGAUUUUAACCUUCUCCAUUUGGUCUCAGGGUACGGCCAUCCAUUGAAAUGGCUCAUCAUCAACCCAGUUCUGUAAACUCAUCAGAGCACCCAAUGCCCUCCCACCUAAUAGGAAGGGAGGAAAGAGAAUCACUUCAUAUGGGCAAAGUGACUGAUGACAUUAUCAUAGAUCUCAGUGGAAAGGAAACGGUUCUGUGCAACGCUGCUGCCAUUAUAGAUGAACUAUGCAUAUGUAGAGCUCUAAAGGGUAUGGAAGUAACAAACUGUACAUUUUCUCAACCGCAUGAAUGUGUUUGUUUAGGCUCUCUAUUUAUACAUUGAAGAGGCGUGUAUGGAGAGGGGACGGUGAGGUGUUGGUUUGAGAUAGCAGAGUUGUCUAGUGUGUUUGAGCCAGCAUGUGGUUUGCCAGCUGGUCCGUCCUACAAGCUGGAUUUUGUUGUACGUUCUCUGAGGUUGAAUAGCAGUCUGUGGACCCCCUGGCGGGACGGUAAUUGCACAGGCUUGCCGUUCAGAGAAAGACUUGUCUAGGGGCGGCCAGGCGGAAAACCUCUGUGCCAUCCUCAUGCCACCUUUGAGUAGAACAAGACAAUCCAAGCAGCGCCAUCUGGUUAGCACCGUCCUGUCAGCUGGUCGGACCAAUGGGAGUGGGCCUGGGCAGCUGCUCCCCGCCCGCUGCCCCCGGACCAUGGCCCCUGGCCUGGUUGGAAGGGGGGAACUUGUUACUGGGACAUGGAGGAGAUGGCUACACUGAGAAGUGCAAGCCCCCUGUUGAAUAGCUGGGUCUCAUUAACAGGGGAAGGGGGGGGGGGGGGGACCUUAGGACCAGACCCCUGCUGCGUCACCCCCCGUCCACACAAAUGACAACUUUAGAGGCGCAGGUCUUUUCAGAGAGGUGACAUUGUGUUGGCAAACCAAACAAAUGGGAGAUAGACACAGAAGGAUUCCAUUCCCAUACCAUUGCUAGCCUGCUUACCAUUCAGUGUGUUUAUUGAGGAGAAAAACAACGUUGCAGAGAUAGACUAGUAGUAGUAGUCAUUAGGAAUGAACCAAACAUUGACACAGAAUUGCAGGAUCAAUUGUCACUUUAAACCAUUGUAAAUGAAAUAAUCCAGGAUUUAUAACAUUUCUCAUUUGUCACUAUCAAAUUUGGCAUCACUAAUUUAGUCUAAACCAUGAUAUUUAAAGCAUUGCCAGGUUUGUUAUAUAGUGUUCAACUGAAAUCAUGCACCUUUUACCCAACAGAGGAAGAAGAGGAGGAGGAGGAAGUUGCUCCACCACAACUAGUGCUUGAGACCCAAACAGAGAAACCUGUCCAGAAAGAGGAGGAGGAAGGUAGGAGUUGUGGUGCUAAAAGAAAAACAAUUGGACUUCUUUGAUGUCAUCUUCAUUGAAUAAUCCUACUAACCAUUUUUGUGGGAUUUUGACUUCCACAUUUUGUAUGAUGUCCCUUUGUUUCGACUUAAAUUCGAAUGAGACAACCCAAACCUGUUAGAUGAUUCCGUAUCCUUUGUCCAUAACUUUUACUGUCUGUCUGCAGCACCUCCACAAGAGCUGACCGAGGAAGAGAAGCUGCAGAUCCUCCACUCUGAGGAGUUUAUAACCUUCUUUGACCACAGCACCCGCAUUGUGGAGCGGGCUCUGUCCGAACAUGUGGACGUCUUCUUCGACUACAGUGGUCGCGAGAUGGAGGAGAAGGAAGGGUAAGGAAAGCUUUCCAAUAGAGACAAGAGGCACAUUUCUUUGAUAUCUUUGAAUAGAAAAGGCAAAAUCAUGUCGCUGUUUAGUAAUAGGAAGGAGUGUGUUAUUGUUAUGACUUGACUGUGACUAUGCUGUUUUCUAGUGAGAUCCAGGCGGGGGCCAAGCUGUUUCUGAACAGGCAGUUUAUGGACGAGCGCUGGUCCAAGCACCGUGUGGUCACCUGUCUGGACUGGUCCCCUCAGGUAAAACAUGCUCCGGGGUGAAGUUUCUCCUAGGUGCAGAUCUAGGAUCAGCUUCCCCUUUCCAAUCCUAACCUUAAUCAUUGAAAGAACUGACCCAAGAUCAGUGUCUAUGGGGAACUUCACCCUAUACCGGUAAAACACAGUACCGUCCGUCAGCGUUGGCUCAUGAUGCUACUUUUUCACUGACUCAGUCACCUGAGUGAAAAUGCAAGCAAUAGUUCUUUAUGGUUUCACUGGCCCCUGCGUCUUUGUGAAUCAUGUUAAUCUGUCUUUGUGUGUUCGAAUUCCAUCACAUAUUGCGUUUGUUAUUGUAAGAAUUAAGUAUGUUAAUGCAUUGUUGAGUCUUUAACUCCCGCACCGCUGCCCUAAUUCUGUAUGAUAUACAUGGGACUUAUUUUACAUAUUAGACAUUUAACCAUGUUCCUCCGGGAGCUGGGACUGUGUCAUGCACAAAUUGUCACUUAGUACAAGCCCGUAAUGAUUUGUUUGCCCUUACGUCGCUCUUCAUUUGAUUCAUAGUUCUACAAUGGCUUCUGUCAGUGAUUGAACACCAACUCAUUGUUCACCACUACGUUGCUCGCUCAGAGCAAAAUCCAUUCCCUUGUGUUAAAUUGUGUAUUCACAAACUGUAAACUUCAGUUGUUCCAAUAUGAGAAGCAGCAGAGGUUAAUGGUUUGUUUACAUCUGGUAAGUGGCUGAGAGCAGGAUUUUAAAGCCAUUCUUUCCUCAGCCAUUUCUCCUUGUGUUUUAAAUGUGCACUGGAGGGUUGGGUUUCAAAGGUCUCCAACGACCUGGAGUGGCCAACUUUACUACUGUGGUUCACUCGGCUGUCUCAGAAGUCUAGUCCCUAGUCCUUUAACAUUAUGCAAAGCUGUAGCAUCCAAACGUUAUUUACCAGACUGCGCUGUUGGGGAAAAGUUUCCCGGCCAUAAAUCUUGUUGAAGGAGGGGCGGUUACGCAUUCUGCUAGGCAUUCACCGGCACCGCGGAGGGCAGGGGAGGCUUGUUCACGUGGAGCCAAGCCUGGAGGCCAUGACUACUUCCUCUUGACAUUCAUUUGGGCUGAUUUGUCUGUCACCAGUAUCCUGAGCUGCUGGUUGCCUCAUACAACAACAAUGAGGAAGCCCCCCACGAGCCGGACGGGGUGGCCCUGGUCUGGAACAUGAAGUACAAGAAGAACACGCCAGAGUACGUCUUCCACUGCCAGGUACUAAAGCCAUGCAGGGCCCCUCUCUUUCUUUGCCCCCCCCCCAUCCUCUCCCCUCUGCCUCAUGGGUGGCUCUCUCCCUGACGAGUGUGGCACACCGCCAACCAUCCCUCCCACCUCUCUCUCUCUCUCUCUCUCCCUCCCUCCCUUGAUCCCCCCUCCCCAUCCACAUUGUGAUUUCACUGGGCUGGCAUUCACCUCCACCACAUCUAUCCACAAACACAUGUUAGUGAGGCGCCGGAGAAGAGCAGUGUUGCAAUAGCGGACUGGGGUCCAAGAGGCUGCAGCAGUCGUAUUAAGUGUGGUGUGCUGUGCAGGGCUGGAGUGGUUAUCAUGUGUAUCUAAACAAGAGCCCUGUGUUUCAGCAGAGAGUGAGCGAGAGGGCAGCUCCUCCGCUGGCUUGCCUUAAUAUACUGCAUGCCCUGAGGUUCGCACACCAAGGCAGGUUGAGUAGAACCACAUGUUGCUGCCGCCAGAGCGGAUGUAGUCUCAGGCACAUUGCUCCGACAAAAUAAAACUGAGCAGAAGUGUGAAGUCAUUUUUCUUCAUGCCUCCAAGUGGGCGGGAAAUGCAAUUUUUCCUCACCAAGUGUCACCUUUUGUUAAAAAUGUACUUGGAUGAAUUAAUGAUUAAAUAUGACUACAUGUUUAGGAUUUACAGGGGAUUUGUUUCAGGCUAUGGUGAAGGUAGGGCUUGGACCAGGAAGCCAGAGAACACGGAAGGAGAUUUUACACAUAAGAAACUAGCAUGAAUAAUGUAGACAUAUUCCAUACAUGAUAUGUCCUGUCGUGAGCUGCCUCCAGCAGAAGGCUCUGCCGUGAGUGGGGAAGUGUGAGUCAUGGAAAACAGGGGAUUGUUAAAGUUGAAAUGAAAAGAAGCAGCCUGCUAUACAGCAAGCUGGCAUACAGCUGCAGGAGCCUGAAUGGUUCAAGUCUGUAUAUUCUUUUUAGCAGGUCUGAAAUGGGGACCGCACACAGCAGUUUUUGAUUGGAGGUGACAUAGACGUACAUUACCAGAGAGCUGUCGCCGUUCCACAGUGUACUACUUCAUCUCAGCAGACGCUAACAUGGCGCUCUCUCUUUUUUUUACCCUCCCUCUCUCUCUGCCAGUCUGCUGUGAUGUCGGCCGCCUUUGCCAAGUUCCACCCUAACCUGGUGGUGGGGGGCACCUACUCAGGGCAGAUCGUUCUGUGGGACAACCGGAGCAACAAGAGGACCCCCGUACAGAGGACCCCCCUGUCAGCAGCAGCACACACGGUAUAGCAACAAUGGGAUGGAAUGCCAAUCAACCAUCACCAAAAUAUAUUUUGAUCUCAACCGUUACAUUUGACACAUACAAUGGCAAGUAGAGCAGAGUGCAGGUUACAUUGGUGUGUUGUAAACAGCCUCAUUGUGUGGCCUUGUUCCCCUUUCUCUCUGUGCAGCACCCAGUGUACUGUGUGAACGUGGUGGGCACCCAGAACGCCCACAACCUCAUCAGCAUCUCUACCGACGGCAAGAUGUGUUCCUGGAGCCUGGACAUGCUGUCUCAGCCGCAGGUAGGUACCGCCCAUCAGUCACCUCACCACACUGACACGGGACCGCUCAGCCUGUUCUCCGCACACUACACGUCGGCCCAGUCAUGGGGCAUGUCAAACACCGGGACCUCACUAGACCCAUUUUGUUUCAGCCGCGCCGUUUGUUUUUACGCACUAACUAUAAUUUUGCGCUCAAUUCAUUUUUCAAAGGCAAGGAAAUGAACUCUGCUAGCGAUGUCAUUCCGACGACGCUGCCAAACCCACCGAACGUCAAAUGUUAAUCAUUUAUAAAGUGCUAGCUGAAUUUAGAUUAUGCAUUAAUAACCUGUCAAGUGAAAUGUAUAGGCUGUGGUUAGGGUAGUGUGUGUGUGUGUGUGUGUUAACAUGCAGGCCGGGCAGAGAGAGAGCUGGUUGUUCUGUUCCCACUACUCUACAGGACAGCCUGGAGCUGGUGUUCAAGCAGUCCAAGGCCGUAGCUGUCACCUCCAUGUCUUUCCCCCUCGGAGAUGUCAACAACUUUGCGGUGGGGAGCGAAGAUGGAUCCGUCUACAUGGCGUGUCGUCAUGGAAGGUACACCAACAACCAAUCCCCCACCCACCCAGUCCCCCCUGUCCCCAUCCCCGUCCUCUCUGGCUGGGCAGACACCUCCAGGAAACUGAGGAGGCUUGUUAGGCCCCGGUUUAAAACAUAAAUAUAUCCCCCUCACUUCCCCAAGCAAUAUGAAUCGAACACUUGAUGUCCUGCUGUUUGAGGUUUUCACUCCUACCCCAGUCAUCCUGUUUUGCUUUAGCUUCUGUCAGUUAUGUUUGUAAAGGUCGCCCAACAUAAACAGGGCACACAUGGAGGGGAAACAAAUCAUUUUUUCCCUCUUUUCUUUUGGAGGUGUUCUCCCUCAGAGUGAGGGAGUUUGUUUAAAACUCGGUGUCUCAAAGAGACUUAGAAUCUGAAGUUUGUUACACAAUGCUCUCGUUUGAGCAAACAGUCAGUGUGUCCGCUUGUGAGGCGACAGAGCAACAUUGCUUGCCUUGGAGUGCUGCCUGCGACGGAGAGCCAUGUCUCUACGGCUACGGUGUUCAUGUUAAUGUCCUGCAUUAUGCCCAGAGACCGCCGAGAGGGGAUAGUUGCUAGGUUCUGCGUUGCAGGUUCACCUCUGUAAUUGAGGGACUGAUUUUCCACCUAAUUUACAAUGGUAUGAUACUCUCAUCCCAGUUAAUAACGCAUAAGCAUCACUCAUGCUGGGUAUUUACCUCUCUGCGUAAUUAUCAGGGCCACAGCCUAGUAACAGCUCUGCAACAUGUGGCUCUGGAGCUGAAAGCUGCCUCUCUUUCACCACUGCGCUGGGAAUCUACAGUCAUGGCAUGUUAAAAAGGGAAUUCUCUAAAUGUUAUUCCCAAAGUAAAUUGAGACAAAAAGGGAGGUCUUAACCAAACCUUGUGUACUAUAAAAUUCAGAAAUAUACUGAACAAAAAUAUAAACGCAACAUGCAACAAUUUCUUUACAGUUCAUAUAAGGAAAUCAGUCAAUUGAAAUAAAUAAAUAGGCCUUAAUCUAUGGAUUUCACAUGACUGGGCAUAGGCCCACCCACUUGGGAGCCAGGCCCAGCCAAUCAGAAUGAGUUUUUCGCCACAAAAGGGCUUUAUUACAAACAGAAAUACUCCUCCACAACCCAUAUUAUAUUUUGUUGGUAAUGAUAUCUCAUUAUACACUGAGUGUCCAAAACAUUAAGAACACCUUCCUAAUAUUGAGUUGCACCCCCCCUUUUGCCCUCAGAACAGCCUCAAUUCUUUGGGGCAUUGACUCUACAAGGUGUUCGUUCCACAGGGAUGCUAGCCCAUAUUGACUCCAAUGCUUCCCACAGUUGUGUCAAGUUGGCUGAAUGUUCUUUGGGUGGUGGACCAUUCUUGAUAGACGCGGGAAACUGUUGAGUGUGAAAAACCCAGCAGCGUUGCAGUUCUUGGCACAAAGCGGGGUGCCUGGCACGUACUACCAUACCCUGUUCAAAGGCACUUAAAUAUUUUGUCUUGCCCAUUCACCCUCUGAAUGGCACACAUACACAAUCCAUGUCUCAAGGCUUAAAAACCCGUCUUUAACCUUGAACCGCUUCAACUACGCUGGUUGAAUUGGAUAUAACAAAUUACAUCAAUAAGGUUCAUAGCUUUCACCUGGUCAGUCUGUCAUGCAAAGAGCAGGUGUUCAUAAUGUUUUGUACACUAAGUAUAUAUGUUAAACCCCUAAGGUUGCAACACUCACUACAGAGUUCCAAACUGCGCCUGGAAGCAACAUCAGCACAAGAACUGUUCGUCGGGAGCUUCAUAAAAUGGGUUUCCAAGGCCGAGCAGCCGCACACAAGCAAUGCCAAGAGUCGGCUGGAGUGGUGUAAAGCUCGCCGCCAUUGGACUCUGGAGCAGUGGAAAUGCGUUCUCUGGAGUGAUGAAUCACGCUUCACCAUCUGGCAGUCCGACGGACAAAUCUGGGUUUGGCGGAUGCCAGGAGAACUCUACCUGCCCCAAAGCAAAAUGCCAGCUGUUCCAUGUAGUGAAUCUGUUAUUCUUGGUGUUUGUAUGGGCUAAUAGCACUAAGGUCAACAUUUUUGUUGAUACUUCAAGGGGUCCUAAAAUUCAAAAUCAAAUAGCAAAAUGAUCCUUGGUAUGACCUUCUUAAAACACUUCCAUAUAACUUGGUAGAACUCCCCUGGCUUAGACAGGGUUUAGACUGUUUAGUGCCAAAUAUAAGGGGUUACAUUCAUAUAAAAAAAAUACAAUGUUUCCUGAUCUUUCUUAUAUCUCUCAGAUAUAGGACAGACACUUCAGAACAAACUUCCUUUAGGUUUUUUUGGGGGGGGCUAUCUGUUCCAAGUAGAGCGUCUGCUAAAUGACUAAAAUGUAAAUGUAAUGAAUCUGUUAUUAAAUGCGUUUGUAUGGGCCCUCCCCUCCCCCCUCCCCACCCCCGGCUUGGACAGGGCUUAGACUCUUAUUGGUUAAUGUAUUCAUCAAGGGGUUCCAUAAGAAAUGUAUGUAACAUGGUGUUUGCUAAUUAUUGCGUUCUUAUCUGCUGUGUGUUGUAUGUUUGGGCCACAGUAAAGCAGGGAUCAGUGAGAUGUUUGAGGGCCACCACGGGCCUAUCACAGGGAUAGACUGUCACACAGCGACAGGGCCCAUCGACUUCUCCCACCUGUUUGUCACCUCCUCCUUCGACUGGACCGUCAAGCUGUGGAGCACUAAGGUACUGUAUCGUCUCUCAAUUAGAAAGCCUGCUGUUACUAUUGUGCGUCCCAAAUGGCAUCGUAUUCCCUACAUAGUGCACUACCUUUGACUAGAGCCCUAUAAGUAGUGCACUAUAUAGGGAAUAGGGUGCCAUUUAGGAAGCAACCUAUAUCUGUGGUUGAAUUUGGACUCAAUUAACCCCACAAAGCUGCAUCUGUUUUUGUUGUUGUUGCAUUGAUCCAGAUAUUUGCAUUUGGCAUGGUCAGUUCCGAGUGGGUCAAUGUUUUCAAGCGCCGCCUGUUUCUCUCUUUCAGAACAACAAGCCACUGUACUCGUUCGAGGACAACUCGGAUUAUGUCUAUGAUGUCAUGUGGUCUCCCACUCACCCGGCUCUGUUUGCGUGUGUGGAUGGAGUGGGCCAUCUUGACCUGUGGAACCUCAACAAUGACACUGAGGUACCCAGCACAUGCCCCCUUUACCACAAGUUUUGCACCAAUGCAGCAUCUAUAGGGGCGGUUUCCCCGACACAGAUUCAGCCUAGUCCUGGACUAAAAGCAGAUUCUCCAGGCUUAAUCUGUCUGGGAAACCGGCCCAUAGUGUAACAGAAAUCCAGUCAGUCAUCAGUAUUGGUGUUGUAGGUGUUGACAGAUGAGGUGUUGACAGAUGAGGUGUUUCUUUUGCAGGUUCCCACAGCCAGUACCACAGUGGAGGGGAACCCAGCCCUGAACCGUGUGCGAUGGGCCCACUCCGGCAAAGAGAUAGCCGUGGGAGACUCUGAUGGCCAGAUUCUGGUCUAUGAUGUUGGAGAGGUGAGUGGGUUAAGAGCCUUUACUGUGCCAAUAAAAUGCAUGGAAUUCUUCAUAUAUGUUUUGGAAGGGGGUUUUACAUUCAGACAUUUGAGCAAGAAUUGAGAUCUAGGCUAAAUCUCAAAUGUUCCUUUGAGAGGUUCAAUGGGGUUAUUCCCUAUUUUCCUCCUAUACCUCAAGUGGAGGUGAAGGGGCUCUGGUAAUACUUUAUGCUUCAUGUCUCGGGACAACAAUUAAGCCAUUGUCUUGUCAGAGGCCAGCUAUCUGGAUGGAGACGGCUCCUGAGGGUCUGUCUGAGUGUCUGUGUCAGUCAUGUCACUGAGUAGUGAGCUGCAGAUACAGAGAGCAGCUCUCCCCCACCCUGAUCUCUGCCACUGACAGGUCAAGUCUCUGUGACAAUUAGAAGAUUGCCUGUGAUCCCCUGCCCCCUGAAAGUGUCCCAGUUUCAACAAUAUGAGUUAGUAUUUUCACCCAUAUCAAUGCUUUGUCUUCCUCUCCCCCCAGCAAAUCGCCGUUCCACGCAACGACGAGUGGACCCGUUUCGUCCGAACCCUGGCGGAGAUCAACGAGAACCGGGACGACGCUGAGGAGCUGGCCGCUCAGCGCCUCUCUGCC